AUGGCUCCUAUGCCGAAAAAGAAAGCACCGCCAAAGCCUACUAAUUUAAGACCUUAUGAGUGUGAUUUAACUAUUAAUAAUCAGCACUUAAUUAUUUUAGAAAUCAGUCCUUAUUAUGAGAAGCAUAACCGCGAAUACUGGGAAAGCUUACAAAGAAAAAAAGCCCGUGGAAUUCCCAUAACCGACGAGCAAUUAAAAAGAAAAAUAAUUAGUGAUGAAUUAAUUUGUGAAUUAGUGAAACAAUUAAAUACUGAAUUGGUGGAUGAAGAAGUGUGGUGUUUUGAUGAUUAUGAAAGUGAUGUUAUUGGGAUAGUGGAUUGUUAUCGA
Messenger RNA from Racocetra persica, 327 nucleotides. NCBI's taxonomy places the organism in Eukaryota, Fungi, Glomeromycota, Glomeromycetes, Diversisporales, Gigasporaceae. The record is from the annotation of a GenBank genome assembly.